AGAAUACAAUCCUCUGCAAGAGUUAAAUCUUUCAGGAUUAGAGGUUACAAACAAGACAAUCAAAGACACGAUGCAAAAGAAGAAGAUGGUCGACUUGCCAGCCGUCUUCUGGUUUUUGCUACUGCUCAUAAGCUCAUGUGCUGUCUCUACACCAACCUGCAUUAAGAGAUCUGAUUUUUUCAAAGCCAAUGGUCGUUACGAGAAAAACCUCCGAGCCAUGCUAUUGUCUCUGCCUAACCGUGUCACGGCUAAUGAAUGCUUCUACAAGACUCCGUUCCAGCCCGGUCCAGACAUAGCAUAUGGUCUAGGGAUGUGUAGCCGAGGUACUACAACACAGGCUUGUUCUGAAUGUAUCAAGAGUGUGUCUGAUAACUUACUACAGACAUGUCCUAACCAGACAGAAGCUAUAGACUGGAGUUAUAGAGACUCGGUUUGUUUGGUACGCUACUCAAACCACAUGAUUCACGGAUCGUUUGAUUAUGGAUUUUUGUGGUCAGAUUAUAAGGAGUAUAAAGAUAUCCCAGCCAACUUGACGGAGUUUAAAACUACCUGGCAGACUUUGAUGCGUCGUGUGAUAAACAAGGUUGAUAUGUUGUUGUACGCCAACAGCACACAAGAGCUUGGGUCGUCCCCAUUCCCAACAAUAUAUGCAAUCGCACAAUGCAAUAAAGACCUAACCCUAUCGACCUGCAAUGAAUGUCUACAACAGUUUCUGGAUAAUAAUAGGUCAUGCUGCCGUGGGAUACAAGGAGGCUAUAUUGCGAGGACGAGCUGUUUCAUGCAAUGGGAUCUACAUCCACUUCCGCAAUUAUUCGGGAAUCUGCUAACACCUCCUGAAUUAUCUAACGGUCAAACCAUCACAACUAAGAAAGAUGGCAAAAAUUUAUCUACAGGAAGUAUUGUGGCAAUUUCAGUUGUUUCCAUCGCCGUGAUCACUAUACUGCUUACUCUUGGAUUUGUUGUUUUUAGGAGGAAAAAAGCUUACCAAGCGUCUGCAAGUGCAAAUGGUUAUUUAUCUGUUCCAAGGAGACCGAGGAGGACUUACGGUACUGCAUUGCCACAUGAUGCUGCGGAUGAUAUUACAACGUCUUCAAGUUCACUUCGAUUUGAUUUUAGAGCAAUUAAAGCUGCAACAAGUAACUUUCAUAAGAGUAACAAGCUUGGUCAUGGUGGAUUUGGUUCAGUUUACAAGGGUAUGUUUCCGAAUGGAACAGAAGUUGCUGCAAAGAGACUAUCUAAAACAUCAGAUCAAGGUGAGAAAGAGUUCAAGAACGAGGUGCUUCUUGUAGCAAAGCUACAACAUAGAAAUCUUGUUAGACUUCUCGGGUUUUCGGCUGAAGGAGAAGAGAAGAUACUAGUUUACGAGUUUGUUCCCAACAAAAGUCUCGAUCAUUUCCUUUUCGACCCGAUAAAGAGGGUUCAACUGGAUUGGGCAAGACGACACAACAUUAUUGAGGGAAUCACUCGAGGAAUUCUCUAUCUUCAUCAAGAUUCACGGCUUACAAUCAUACACCGUGACCUCAAAGCAAGCAACAUUCUCUUAGACACGGAGAUGAAUCCAAAAAUAGCUGAUUUUGGUAUGGCUAGAAACUUCAGAGUUAAUCAAACUGAAGCAAAUACAGGAAGAGUAGUUGGCACAUUCGGUUACAUGCCACCUGAGUAUGUAGCAAAUGGGCAGUUCUCGACGAAAUCUGAUGUGUAUAGCUUUGGAGUAUUGAUUCUGGAAAUUAUUGGUGGCAAGAAGAAUAGUAGUUUCCAUAGGAUAGAUGGUUCAAUAAGCAACUUGGUCACACAUGUUUGGAGGCUUCGGAACAAUGCAUCAUUGUUGGAACUCGUAGAUCCAGCCAUUGGGGAGAACUAUGAUAAGGAUGAAGUCAUUAGAUGCAUCCACAUAGGGUUAUUAUGCGUUCAAGAAAAUCCAGGAGACCGUCCAAGCAUGUCUACAAUAUUUCGAAUGCUCACUAAUGCUUCAAUUACUCUACCUGUGCCUCAACCACCUGGAUUUUUCUUUAGGGAAAGAACCGAGCCGAACCCAUUAGUCGAGAGAUUACUGCCUGGUCCGUCUACUAGCAUGUCUUUUACUUGUUCAGUCGAUGAUGCCUCGAUCACGAGUGUUAGACCUCGUUAAAAUUGAGGCUAAUGAAUAACAUAUACAUUUUUUUCAUAAGCCCAAAAACACAAUACUCUCUGUCUCUC
This is a messenger RNA of Camelina sativa (false flax), 2196 nucleotides long. RefSeq names its product cysteine-rich receptor-like protein kinase 21. Gene Ontology annotation, cellular component: plasma membrane. NCBI's taxonomy places the organism in Eukaryota, Viridiplantae, Streptophyta, Magnoliopsida, Brassicales, Brassicaceae. Gene Ontology annotation, biological process: protein phosphorylation; defense response to bacterium. Gene Ontology annotation, molecular function: ATP binding; protein serine/threonine kinase activity. The record is from RefSeq and is a predicted model, not a curated record.